UCGACAUCGUCUCCGCGGUUCGAUCGCGGGCCGUCGGAUUCGAGCCCUCGCUUCUUCACCCCGUACCCACUCCUUGCCCCUUCUUAUCCCCUUUUCCUCCACUACAACAUCGUCUUGCCUCCCUCCUGUCGAUUGACGCCGUCUCGAAUCCCUAAUCUCAAGAUCUCGCCAUGACGAGGGGAAAAUCGAAGGCCGACGCCCCCAAGAAGGCCGAUACCAAGCUUGCGGUGAAGAAGGGAGCGGAACGGGCGGCGAAGAAGCCUCGGAAGACGAAGGCGGACAAGGAUCCCAACAAGCCCAAGAGGCCUCCCAGUGCCUUUUUCGUCUUCAUGGAGGAAUUCAGGAAGAUCUACAAGGAAAAACACCCGAAUAACAAGUCGGUUGCGGCAGUUGGUAAAGCAGGAGGAGACAAAUGGAAAUCCUUGUCAGAGGAUGAGAAAGCUCCCUACGUCGCCAAGGCAGCCAGGCUGAAAUCAGAUUACACAAAGACUAUGGCCGCCUACAAUAAGGCUCAAUCUGGCGGAGGAAGUCGUCCUGCCCCUGCCGCUGCUGCUUCAGCAGAUGACGACGAAGAAUCCGACAAAUCCAAGUCUGAGGUGAACGAUGACGAAGAUGAUGAAGAGGAAGAGGAUGAAGAGGAUGAUGAUUGAGGAAAUCGUUAGGAAAGAUGAUCUAUGCUGCGUUCUCCUUGCCAUUUUCUUUGUUCUUGUUUCUAUUUGAUGUUGGAAGAUUCCUAUAAGCUAUCAUCAUCGCCUGUAAUGGUAAUAGCCAUAGUUUGGAUGUUCGCUGCUCAUUUAGUGUACUUAUCUUGUCCCAGAUUAAUCUAAUUUAGUACCAAUUGAGUCUGUGUUCAUCCUUA
Molecule: messenger RNA, 859 nt
Organism: Zingiber officinale
Lineage: Eukaryota; Viridiplantae; Streptophyta; Magnoliopsida; Zingiberales; Zingiberaceae
Product: DNA-binding protein MNB1B-like
Exons: 8
Coding region: 171-650 (159 amino acids)
Source: RefSeq, a predicted model, not a curated record